GAUAAAGCUGCCUGGAAUUGAAAGAAUUGACCUGCACAUGGUCAGCCAUGCUUGCUGUGUAAGCCUGUCUGUUGGUUGUUACUAUAGCUACCAAAAGCCAGUGCAACCCAAUGAGCUCAGUGCAGCACUGCUGAAAGGACCAGCCAUCUUUCUCCCAGGGAGCAGUGUGCUUGUGUGUUCACACCGUUCUAGUCCUCAUUUCUACAACAGGGAGGAAAAAAACACACAUUGCAGGAGAAGAAGGAAGGCAGAGCUGCAGGGGAAUGGCUGCAAUGCUGCCUGUGGAUGGGCUGAGCAGACAGCCUUCCCUGAGCUGAUCUCUGAGGAUGGUAUGCAGGCUGAUCAUGCUCUCUGCCUGGAAGAGCUUUGUUGUAUAGGCAAGCAAGGUUCCCCUGCAACCUUAUCUCCACUGCUCAUUGCUAGCUGAUCACAAGGGAGGAAGCUUAGUGACCCUAACAAAGGGUGGUGCCCUCUCUGUAAGCUGGCCUUCUUCUUUCUUUCUUUUUUUUUUUUAAAUACAAGAAGACAACAGUACUGGAGGAGCAGGUGUACUUCCCAUAGUCUUCAUCAUAGGCUGGACACUUGUAUCCCAAGCCAAGCAUUGGAAAGGACUGCUGAUCACCUGUACAAGGCUUAUUCUGGAUCUGGCCAAAACCGAAACUGCUACAGCUGAAAGUCCUGGUUUAAAUAAACACCAACUGCAGGGGAGAGGAGCAACAGCUUGUACCUGGAGCCCUGCACUUGUCCUGGAGCCCUGCACUUGUCCUGGAGCCCUGCACACACCUGUCUGAAAUUCCCUAUGCGUGACGGCAGACAUCAGUAGAAGAGAAGACUUCCUCCUAAAGAGGGAAAUAAAUACCAAACACUAGCAAACUGACGUCACUUUUGCGAAAUCCUGCUGCAUCAAGAUGAAUACAGAUAGCGGUGGAUUUGCUCGUAAACGUGCUGCAAUGUCUGUCACACUAACAGCUGUGAAGAGAGCGCAAAGUUCUCCAAAUCUUUUGACUUCAGGACGGGAGUCCCAUUCACCUGAUUCAGAUAUCUGGAGAUCUUACAAUGAUUGUAUCAACGAUGGUCUGAAUGGUGACUCAAGUGGUUCCUCCCUUGCAGCAAAAGGCUUUAGAAGUGUCCGUCCAAAUUUACAAGAAAAGAAAUCACCAACUCAGGCUCCCAUUCCACCCCCUAGGAAAGGAAGUUUUCACAGAGCAUCUAAUAAUUACCAGAAGCAGGGUGAGAUAGGUGAAUACAUAAUAAGCCCAUUAGCUGUUCAGACAUUUGCCAAUAAGGAAAGUGUCCGGUAUUCUAAUUCGAGCACGAGUAUGAGGCAAGUGACUACUAAUGCACAAAUAUCAUCCUCUAAUCUCAGUAGAAAAGCAGGACAUAUUCAUCAGGAGAGGAAGCAGGAUUCAAAGGAACGUAGAGUUUCCACCUUAAAACUAAUCUUAAAAGAGUUCUCUUCAGAUAGAACUCAAUCUAACCAUCUGCGCAAAUCCCACUCCUCUUCAGCCCCAGACUAUUCACCUAACCGCCUAUCCCAUAACCCCACCCCUGAGAAGCACACAGCAUCCCUGUCUGUUGAGAUAGCACCCAGAGCGGACACCAAGGCAGAAGAAAAGCCGGGAUUUCAUGGACGUCCUUCAGCAAUGUAUGCUGAUGCUGUCAAAGGCUCAACUAGUAUUUCUGGACAAAAGAAAACUACAGCGACAUGGUCUACAGAAAGCCAUGUGACUCCAGUCACAGUUAAUGGGAAUUCAGGCAGCCCAUCCAGUCCAAUGAGUCAUUUUCAGAGGCCAUUCUCUCCAACAUAUCCCUCUCCACCACCACCACCACUAAACUCCAACAGCAUUACCAUGCAACAGGGCAGAACAUUGGAUUCUGCAGACUUCUACUCCCAGCAGUAUCAGUCUGAAAUUAGCCGAAGCAGCAGCACUAUACCAAUCUGCAGGAUCUCCGAGGAGGAGAAGAAAGUCACAGUCGUUAAAGCCCCACACUAUGCUGGGAUUGGACCAGUUGAUGAGUCAGGAAUACCAACAGCAAUUCGAACGACAGUUGAUAGACCAAAAGACUGGUACAAGACCAUGUUCAAGCAGAUCCAUAUGGUCCACAAGCCAGACAAUGACAGUGAUUAUUCCAAUACAAAUUAUGCAUAUAACACAGAAAACUACAUUCCUGCCUAUUCACAUCCUGCAGCAAAAACACAGACAUACCGCCCUCUUUCAAAAAGUAUCUCGGACAAUGGCACUGAUGUACUGAGAUCUUCAUCACCACUGCCUCCUCCACCUAUACCUGUGCCUCCUCCGGCUGUGCCUCUCCGUCCCCGGGAGCUUGCCUCUCCUGAGAAGAAUGAAUGGGAACCACCAGACAGAAAGGUUGAUACACGCAAGUUUCGAUCUGAACCCAGGAGCAUAUUUGAGUAUGAGCCUGGAAAGUCCUCCAUCCUUGAACAUGAAAGACCGAAUGGUCGUAUAAAUCCUGAUGAGAUAGAUUUAGAAAAUGAACCAUGGUAUAAAUUCUUUUCAGAGCUGGAGUUUGGACAUCCGCCUCCUAAAAAACUAUUGGAUUAUAUGCAAGAGAACACCCCUCGUGUGUCUACUGAGACCUCUUUAUACCAACCCUCCAUAGACAAAGGCAUGGAAAGACCUUCAAGCUCUGCAAGCGACUACAGGAAGAGACGGAAGUCUGAGCCCAGUGUAGGCCAUCAGAGAGCCCACAGUGACCAGAAUACAAACAGACACAGCCUAAGCCGGACAGGGGUUCAAGGCACAAACACUCUGAGGAAACAACUUAUUAACUCUUCACCUCCAUCUCCAUCGCGACCAAAAGGUGGGGAUAUUAACAGAAUGUAUCCCCCCCUCUUUACAUACUCUGUUCACAAUCCAAACGCCUCAAAAUCGCUAGAUUACGGUAGUGGCUAUAGUUAUCAUUUAGCUGUGCCUGAUGAUACAAAGCGUUCAACCAGCUUUAAGAAUGGCUGGCAAAUGAAUCGGCAGAAUGCAGAGGUGUGGAGCAGCACAGAGGAAACGGCAUCACCAAAAAUGAAGUCUAGGAGUUGUGAUGACUUACUAACAGAAGAUCACAACAGUUUCUCCAAUACCCAGACCAAAUCUGAAAGCAUGGGAUCUUUGUUAUGUGACGAUAAGUCAAAGCAGAAUAGUCCCUUGGCUUGGGGUAAUACAUUUUCUUCUGAAGGCUGUGGCGCUAACAAGUCCAGGGUUCGCCACAGGUCUGCUCAUGACACACCAGGUUUCCUAAAACUGUAUAAGAAAAUGCACCGCAUAAACCGCAAAGACCUAAUGACCUCGGAGGUCAUUUGCUCCGUUAAGUCUCGAAUAAUGCAGUAUGAGCAGGAACAGCAAAAAGGGAUAUUUGCCAGCUGGAGAACUAUAUCAGAAGAAGUGCCAAGAGAUAUGGUUCCAGACAGAAUAUCAGAAUUUGAGCAGCUUAUCCAGAAAUCCAAAUCUAUGCCAAACCUUGGAGAAGAGAUGCUGUCUGCAGUAAGCUUUGAUAUUUCCACCCGAAGUUCAUGUCCUAAACGUAGGUUUUCCAUUGAAUCUUUGCUGGAUGAAGACACUCCAGAUAGACACAUACCUCAGGUACAGCACAACGGAAAAACUAAAUCUUUGGUUCCUGUUCACAUUGAGGUUACGAGUGACCAGAUUCCACGGUCACAUGCGGAAUUAUCAGACAGUGAUCCUGAUGCAGUUGUUUCAGACCUAAGUGACUUUAUACAAAUUGAAGGAUCAUCUUUUUGCAGUGAGAGUGAUUUGGACCAUUAUUCCCUUACGUCCUCUGAAAGCUUUUAUGGGUCUGGACAUCACCAUCACCACCACCAUCAUCAUCACCAUCACCACAGGCACCUUAUUAGCUCUUGUAAAGGACGAUGUCCAGCUUCGUAUACUCGUUUCACCACCAUGUUAAAACACGAGAGGGCUAAACAGGAGAAAAGUGAACCCUCGGGAAAACGGGAAACAGAUCCAGGCCUUUCCAAAAUUGCUUUUCUUGUUAGUCCAGUGCCUUUUCGUAGGAAAAAAACCUCUACCCCCAAGAUGCAAUCUGAAAAGAGCCGAUGUAAAGGAUCUGUGUUUGAAGCUCUGGACUCUGCACUUCAGGAUAUCUGUGACCAAAUAAAAGCAGAGAAAAGACGUGGGAGCUUGCCCGAUAAUAGUAUACUCCACAGACUUAUUAGUGAGCUUCUUCCAGAUGUUCCAGAAAGAAAUUCUUCUUUAAAAACGUUUCCAUUUAAUACUGGUAAUACAUCAUACUACCAGCUGCCUCAGGAUGGUGCUAUUCAUUACCCACCCUACCAGAAUGAUUGUGGAAGAUUGCCUAUCAGUGCCUCUUACCAGGAUGUGGAUGCAACCAACAACAACUCUUCAGAUAGCCCAUACUGCUUUCAAGCAGAACAAGAAUCUCCCCGGAAUUAUUCCUCAGCUUUCACUGAUGUAAGCAAGAGUUCAGCAAGGAGGGGAGCGCAAGAGAAGGAGGCUGCAAGAGCUGUGUAUGACUUCAAGGCCCAGACAGCAAAGGAGCUGUCUUUUAAGAAAGGAGACACUGUGUACAUCCUCAGGAAAAUAGACAAGAAUUGGUAUGAAGGGGAACAUCAUGGACGAGUGGGAAUAUUUCCAAUUUCCUAUGUUGAGAAAAUACGUCCAGCCGAGAAAGCACAACCAGUGAGACCUCCACCACCAGCACAAGUGCGAGAGAUUGGAGAAGCAAUUGCCAAAUAUAAUUUCACUGCUGACACAAAUGUGGAACUAACACUCAAAAAGGGUGACAAAGUGAUGAUUCUGAAAAAGGUGGAUCAGAACUGGUAUGAGGGUAAAAUUCCAGGCACAAAUAGGCAGGGCAUUUUUCCUGUCUCCUAUGUUGACAUAAUCAAAAAGAGUUCCUCUAAAAGCCCUGGUGAAUCACCUGAUCGGUAUUCCACUGACAGGUUACACAACUCGACCACAAGCACGUUGGCAUCCACUAAAAGACUUCGUACUCCACCCCUUACUCUCAGGCCAACCUCUUGUACAGACUCUAGUAAAGGGAACUUUGAAGCUCUGACCAGUGAAUGGUUGUCACUGACUGUCGGCUGUUCACCUUCAAUCACACAUGUCCCAACUCCACCACCUUUUCCUGACCACUUUCUAGCCCAAGUAGAAAAACCCGAUGCCUUGCCAUUAACAGUAUUACAACCUGAACAGUGUUCUGCACAUGGUGUCACUUCCCUUGAUGGUCAUUUUGUUCCUAUUACACCUCCAAAGACCUCGUCGGGUCAUCAUCUUACAAUACCCUCACCAUUUUCAGAUACAAUGCUUUCCUCUCCUGUAAUUCAGGAGCUUAUUGCCCCUUCCAUCUCUGGAACUUAUAUUGAUAGCAUUGAGAAUGAGAAGCAGUUCAAAUACCUGGACCAGACAGACUCAAAUGGGACAAUAAGCGCCAAAGAAGUCUCAGAGGUUUUUUCUGACCACAGAAGUACAUCAGAGACUCCUGGGAUCGACCUUGUUGUUUCAGAAUGUACAACUGGGUCAUCAUCUCCAAGAAACCUGGCAUCACUUGAUGAACAGGAAGAAGAGAUUUGUCAAGAACUGGUAACCAUCAUCCAAGGAGGUCAGCUGAACAGUCAAGAUUCAGGGUUUUAUAGGUGUGAGCCCCAAACAGAGCAGCAUCCAAGACUCUACAUAGAGGAAGAUGUGACAAGUGACAAUAUAAAACCUCCAGUAGAAAGCAUAGCACAGCCUGUUAUAAGUCAUGAAGAGUACUCACCCAGUAUAAAUCCUGAGCUUCCUCCUAGUCAUCCUGUUGUCUCUACGUCUUCACCUUCACUUUAUCAGUCUUCUGCAUCCCACUUCUCUCCUCUAACCAAAUUCACAUCCAGGCAAGAUACACAAUCUCAGCGGGUUAAGAGUAUUUUUAGAAAUGACCAUGUAGUUGUUGGUAAGCCUCCUCGUAGUCCUGUGAUGUCUAGAAAAGCCUGCAGCUCACCAGUGAAAAGUCCCAAACCAAUUCACAGGCGUGCAGUGUCCAGUCAUGAAAAUAUCCAGUCUAUAGGAGAGCUAUUUCAGUCUCUGUACAACUAUACCCCACGUAAUGAAGAUGAGCUGGAGCUCAGAGAAGGUGAUGUGAUCGAUGUUAUGGAAAAGUGUGAUGAUGGAUGGUUUGUGGGCACCUCGAGAAGAACAAAGUUUUUUGGGACUUUUCCUGGAAACUAUGUGAAAAGGCUGUGAUCGUGUUAUGCCUGCUGCCUCACUUGAAACAUCAUUGUGACUUUGCUAGAAAGCACGCUUCUCGUCUCUGACCAGAAUCCGUUCAAAUGUAAUCCUUGCUGCCACCCGCCAAUGUUUUAUAGCAGUGUUAGAGACAGUCCGGCGCUGUUCUCUACACUACUGAUAAUAUUCUUGCACCAAUCAUUACUCUUCACCAAAUUGUUAUUAUCAGGGCACCCACUGCCUCUAUAUGUUUUUUUGUGAAGCUGGUUCACUGAAAUAGCAUUACAGUGCAAGACAAUCCAGCUAAAGGAGGUGUUACACAUUGGUGUGUGUGGUUACAUGAACAAUGUGAAUGAAAGAAACCUAAAACAGGUUUACAAAAAAAGUAUCGCUGGUACAAGGAUCAGCACAGGCCUUGUCUCUCUAGAUAUCAGAAAUGUGACACGUUUCCUGUGCCAGUGCAGGUGUACAGAGUCAAAGAAUUAACGUUAAAUAUUUAAAUGAUCCUCUGGAUUAAAACUGCAUUUUCUCCAAAACUGGAAGCAACCAGUUGCUAUUAAGGAACAUUUCGUUACAAUCUUUUCCCAAACAGAAUAAAAGUAACUAGAAUAUAUUUUGUUGCACAUGAAUGUUUUACUAUCAUACCCUACAGUGGGGGAAAUUUAGGGAACAUUUAUGAAAAAUGUGCACAUUUCAAUAUGUGCAAAUGUUGAUGAAAUAAUAGAAACCAAUGACAUUCUGUAAUUUUCUUCAUAUGCAUUAGAAAAUGAAAGCAAGUGUCCAAUUG
Messenger RNA from Rana temporaria (common frog), 6981 nucleotides. RefSeq names its product sorbin and SH3 domain containing 2 (gene SORBS2). Bases 909 to 6212 code for a protein of 1767 amino acids. Gene Ontology annotation, cellular component: synapse; plasma membrane; neuronal cell body. NCBI's taxonomy places the organism in Eukaryota, Metazoa, Chordata, Amphibia, Anura, Ranidae. Gene Ontology annotation, molecular function: protein binding. The transcript is spliced from 30 exons. Gene Ontology annotation, biological process: Notch signaling pathway. The record is from RefSeq and is a predicted model, not a curated record.